GCGGCCCAGGCACAGGCACACACCCUCCCACACGCGCGUACUCGGGCAGAGCCGGCGGGCGGGAGGCGGAGGCACCCUCGGAGCCCGGCGCCCGGCGGGGAGGGGGCGUGCGACCGGGGACCGGCCCCGAGGCGCAGGAUGGAGGAGGAGAUGCAGCCGGCGGAGGAGGGGCCCAGCGUCCCCAAAAUCUACAAGCAGCGCAGCCCCUACAGCGUCCUCAAGACGUUCCCCAGCAAGAGACCGGCGCUGGCCAAGCGCUACGACAGACCCACCCUGGUGGAGCUGCCGCACGUCCGGCCGCCGCCGCCGCCCCCGCCGCCUUUCGCGCCGCACGCCGCCGUCUCCAUCAGCAGCAGCGAGCCGCCGCCGCCGCAGCAGUUCCAGGCGCAGAGCACCUACCCCGCCGGGCCCGGCCGGGCAGCCGCCGCCGCGUCGUCGUCGUCUCCAUCGUGCACGCCCGCCGCGUCCCAGGGCCACCUGAGGACUCCGGCGCCGCCGCCGGCGUCCCCCGCCGCCUCAUCAUCCUCGUCCUUCGCCGCCGUCGUCAGGUAUGGCCCGGGCCCGGCGGCCGCCGCGGGCAGCAGCAGCGCGGGCAGCGACGGCGCCAGCCUGGAGCUCAGCGCAGCUUCAUCUUCUAAUAGGAGGAGCCUCACAUACACACGAAUGGAUGCCCCCGUCCAAACUUCCAGGCUCUGGCACCAUGGUCUAUCCUUGGGAGGAUGGCUCAGGGAAGAGUCCAGCACAGGCCCUCGAAGCAGUUUAAAGAGUCGUAUGAUCUUGGAUGCCUUUGCCCAGCAAUGCAGUCGAGUUCUUAGUCUCUUAAAUUGUGGAGGAAAACUACUGGACUCCAACCAUUCUCAAUCCAUGAUUUCUUGUGUCAAGCAGGAAGGCUCGAGUUAUACUGAGAGACAGGAACAGUGUCACGUCGGGAAAGGGGUCCACAGUCAGACGUCAGAUAAUGUAGACAUAGACAUGCAAUAUAUGCAAAGGAAACAACAAACUUCUGCCUUUUUGAGGGUUUUCACUGACUCCCUACAAAAUUACCUGCUCUCGGGGAGCUUUCCAACUCCAAACACCUCAUCAGUCAGUGAGUAUGGCCACCUGGCCGACGUGGAUCCUCUGUCAACCUCCCCCGUGCAUACACUAGGUGGCUGGACCUCCCCGGCGACAUCCGAAUCCCAUGGUCACCCGUCCUCUUCUACACUGCCCGAGGAGGAAGAGGAGGAGGAAGAGGAAGGCUACUGUCCUAGAUGCCAAGAGCUGGAGCAGGAGGUUAUUUCACUGCAACAAGAAAAUGAAGAGCUCAGACGGAAAUUAGAGAGCAUCCCAGUGCCCUGCCAGACCGUUCUGGAUUAUUUGAAGACUGUGCUGCAGCAUCACAACCAGCUCCUGAUCCCCCAGCCAGCCGACCAGCCCGCCGAGGGAAGCAAGCAGCUGUUGAACAACUAUCCUGUCUACAUAACGAGCAAACAGUGGGACGAGGCGGUAAAUUCUUCAAAGAAAGAUGGGAGACGGCUCCUUCGAUACCUCAUCAGAUUUGUUUUCACAACCGAUGAGCUUAAGUACUCAUGCGGCCUUGGGAAAAGGAAAAGGUCAGUGCAGUCAGGAGAGACAGGUCCUGAAAGACGCCCUCUGGAUCCAGUUAAAGUAACAUGCCUCCGAGAAUUCAUUAGGAUGCACUGUACCUCCAACCCCGACUGGUGGAUGCCCUCUGAGGAACAAAUAAACAAAGUGUUCAGCGAUGCUGUGGGUCAUGCCCGGCAGGGGCGGGCAGUAGGGACUUUCCUGCACAACGGUGGCUCGUUUUAUGAAGGGAUCGAUCACCAGGCUUCCCAGGAUGAGGUCUUCAAUAAAAAUUCCCAGGAUGGGUCUGGGGAUUAGUGGACAAAAUCUUUACACUGUAGUAGCUAGUCCUCCGAAGAUUUCCAGUUGUCAAUGUCCUGUUAUCAUCACCUGAGAGUCCAAAGCAUGUCCUCCUGUCAGACUUUCCACAUCCCUAACCUUAACUCUCCUGACCUACUGCCACACUUCCCAAAUAGAAAUCCAUUUUAGGGUUAUUUGGGAAGUCUCUGGAACCUGCAACAGACUUUCGGGAUAUUAUAGAAAGAAACAAACGAGAUUUGGAAUGAUUACUAGCUAGACAGUGGAGGUAAAAAGAAUAGGUGAACUCCUGGUCAGCUGUCUGAAAUCUUCAAGUAAGUGCUGCUUCCUGAGCAGAGCUGGUCCUCACAGAAGAUUGAGUUAGAGUCCCUGCCCAUGAGAGGAGGUAGAGACAUGGAGUUAUUUUAAGGGACAAUGAACAAACAUUCUCUUACUUUAAUUCAAAUUAGUUGUCUAUAGUUUACAAAGACUUGAAUUCAUACUUCUCAGCAAAGACCUAGGUUAGGUGACAUUGUAUGCUGUUUCUACCUUGAUAAAGCCUAUAUUAAAAACAAGCCAGAGAAAAGGCACUGCCAGACAGUGAUUAACUGGAAAUCAGCUGGGUUCUUUUUCAGUUAUUUUAACCCCCUAAAAUUCUACCAUGUUGAUUAGAAAGGCACUACAUGAUCUCUGGGGUUUACAAACAGCAAGCUUUCAUUAUUAUAUGUCAGUCAAGAAACCUCCAGGAUCCAAAACCCCUUCAAAUGCUUAAUUUUGUAGGUUCAUAGACCCACAGUUUCCACAGCCUUAACUCAGGUUCUGUUGACACAUUGCCAGAGUGAUGGGCUGAGCGAUGAGAAUUUCAAUUAGUUGUUUGGUGCACUGAAGAGCAAACAAGUGGUGUGACUGAUGGGACUCACUGAAUUGACCAGAUGUUCUGGAAUUGUAUACACACAGCUUCGAGGCCAUUCUGACAGCUAUGCAAUAGGCUUGUCUGUAAUUUCUCUGAAAUGUGAGGGUCUCUCUGUGCUGAGUUGAUCUUUACAGUUUGCACCAAACUUUUGUUACUUGUUGUCACCGAUGAAAAUGUUUCGUCCCAAUGUUUUGUGCCUCCUUUCCACUCAGUGUUCCCUUGAGCGACAAGCUCUGGCUAAGUUAACACUAAAGCACUCCCACUUGUGUUCCCCUGUUUAAUUUGUUGAGCUCCUUCUGGGAAAUUAGUACUGUCUUUGAGAGCAUUCCUUACCUAUAAAUACUGUGGAGGUGCUAGAAUCUUUCUGAGGGCUUCAUAUUUGGAUGGCAGGAGAGUCUUCCUCCAUCACACAGAUCCGAUGGUUACAUUCUUUGUAGAGUAUAGGGCUACAUGGGCAGAAGUUACUGCAGGUUAUCAAUGUCCUCUACAAACAUGACUAAGGGCUUUGAAAAUGGGUUGGAAAUUCACUGAAAGUUUAUGAGCAUCCAUUUAUAAAGAGGAGGUUUUUGUGACCAUUUUCUGUGAGACAGUAAGUUACCCUUUAUGCUCAGUACUUAGCACCAGCUAUAUGCACGGCCCUGGAAACGGUCCUUCUUUAGCUUUUGUUAUGAUUCUUAGUUUCAUCCAUUAAAAACUUUAGUGUUUAUA
Acinonyx jubatus (cheetah) is the source of this 3481-nucleotide messenger RNA. RefSeq names its product BEN domain containing 4 (gene BEND4). Lineage: Eukaryota; Metazoa; Chordata; Mammalia; Carnivora; Felidae. Bases 139 to 1881 code for a protein of 580 amino acids. The record is from RefSeq and is a predicted model, not a curated record. The transcript has 6 exons. Gene Ontology annotation, molecular function: DNA binding.